AUGGCCUUGGAGAAGAUCGUCUACGCGUUGGUGAUUACUGUACGCAAGUUGGCGCCUUAUUUUCAAGCCCAUACCGUCCGGGUCCUGACAGAUCAGCCCCUGGGGAGUGUAUUGCGAAACCCAACGUCGUUAGGACGAUUGGUAAAAUGGGCCAUGGAAUUGACCCAAUAUGGGAUCGAGUAUCAACCACGCCCGUCCAUUAAGGGGCAAGCCUUAGCCGACUUCUUGGUCGAAUGCACCGCAGGGGAGGAUGAUAAAGAGGGCACCACGGAAGAUAAUCCAGGCGAAUGGUGGGAGAUGCACGCGGACGGAGCAGCGAGUCGACAACAUUGUGGAGGCAGAGUCAUGCUAAUUACCCCGGAAGGGUUCCGGCUUUACUAUGCCUUAAGCUACUUGUUUCCAACGUCCAAUAACGAAGCCGGGUACGAGGCUGUGUUGGGCGGUCUACGACUCGCCAAAACGCUAGGGGUGGAACGUCUGCGAAUCAAAACCGACUCUCGGCUAGUGGUUGGACAGGUUUCAGGCACCUGCGAAGCUAAGAACGCUCGGAUGGCCCAGUAUAAGGAGAAGGCGAUAGAGAUGCUAAGAGGAUUCGGGAUGUAUGAAAUUGAAUACAUUCCGCGAGCAGACAACACUGAGGCUGACAUAUUGUCGAAAAUUGCCCUGGAGGGGGUACCAGAUCACCUUGUCAAGAUUUGCCAAAAAGAGGAGUUAAAUCAACCAAGUACAGAGGACACGACGUUAGAAGUCCAGCAGGUAGACGUCGAAGAGUGGGAUCGAGAGAAAAAUCUCGAGAUGUUCUGGAUUGACGACAUCCGGCGAUAUAAGGAAACGGGGAAGUUGCCAGAAGACUCAGGAGUCGCAGCGAGGGUUCGACGAAAGGCCCCCUCGUUCGAAAUCAUUGACGAACAAAUAUACAAGCGAUCAUUUGGAGGCCCCCUCUUGAAAUGCCUACUUAGGCCCGAGGCGGAGAAAAUAAUGGACGAAGCCCAUCACAGAAUCUGUGCCGCCCACCAGGGCGCCCACACCCUUGCCCGGAAGCUGGUCGUCCAGGGAUACUAUUGGCCGACUAUGAUGCGAGAUUGCGUUGAGUGGAUAUCUAAGUGCGGCAUUUGCCAAGCCUUCGCCCGGAAGGAUACCCGGCCGGCCACCUUCUACACGCCGGUCACCACGGUCAUCCCGUUCGCUAAAUGGGGAAUCGAUUUGCUGGGUCCACUACCGGUCGCCCCUGGCGUCUGA
Molecule: messenger RNA, 1239 nt
Organism: Ipomoea nil (Japanese morning glory)
Lineage: Eukaryota; Viridiplantae; Streptophyta; Magnoliopsida; Solanales; Convolvulaceae
Exons: 1
Coding region: 1-1239 (412 amino acids)
Molecular function (GO): RNA-DNA hybrid ribonuclease activity; nucleic acid binding
Source: RefSeq, a predicted model, not a curated record